CCGCUCUCCGCCUCCGCUCAGAACUUAUCAAACCGCUCGUUGAGAAAUGUGAAUUAUCUGUUUCGUCGUGUUGUAUGUUUUAGUGAAACCGGGUGAAUUCUGCCGUUAAUCUGCUGUUUCGCGGCGCCAGUUCUGGGUUUAGCGGUGAAAAACGAAGAGGGAGCGGCGGGCGCUGCUAGCCGGUUAGCCCGGCGUUUCUUGCUAGCUGGCUACGGAAGUUAGCGGGCUGCGGCUAACAGCUCGCCCGGAGGCGGCUCUCCUCUUCCGCGCAUUUCCAGCCUCGUCUCCGGGGCUCCGCGGCUGGCGAACCGGCUCCGCUCACCGCGGCUCCUCCGAUGUCCUCCUCGGUAGAAGUAAUCCCAGUUCGAGGAUGAGGAGAGCGGGUAGUCUGCGCUGAGCGGCUGCUUUCCGGAGGCUCUUUUGUUUUGACAAAGAACCGAGGAGCCGCUUUCUUUCUACUUCUCCCCCGGCGGAGGGCACUUCUCCUCCUCUCGCCCCUCCCGGGCCCGGGUCUCUUCUCCGAUGGCCCCUCACAAGCAGGGCGGGAGCCACCAGGUGGGGUUCGGUUCUGGGGGGAAAGCCAAUGGCGUGUACCAGCCGUCCUCCGCCGCCGCGGCUGCAGCCAAGAAGCCGAACAUGCAGCUCCUCCAGGCGGACCACGAGCUGUUCCUGCAGGCCUUCGAGAAGCCGACUCAGAUCUACCGCUUCCUCCGCACCAGGAACCUGAUCGCGCCCAUCUUCCUGCACAGGACGCUCACUUACAUGUCGCACAGAAACUCCAGGAGCAACGCCAAGAGGAAAAGCUCCAAGGUGGACAACCUGCUGUUCAAGGUGGAGAAGAUGCGAGGAGAGCAGGAGACUCACAGCUUGGCCUCAAACCUGCAGCUCACCUUCACCGGCUUCUUCCACAAAGCGGGAAAACCGUCUCAGGACAGCGAGAACGAGCAGAACUCGGUGUCUCUGGAGGUGCUGCUGGUCAAAGUCUGCCACAAGAAGAGGAAGGACGUGAGCUGCCCGGUGAAGCAGGUUCCCACGGGGAAGAAGCAGGUGCCGCUGAACCCCGACCCCGGCGCCGGCGUCCCGGCCAAGGCGGUCGCGGCGCCGUCGCUCCUGGUGCCCAGCAGCGAGUUCGAGCCCAGCAACUCCCACAUGGUCAAGUCCUACUCGCUGCUGUUCCGGGUGUCCAGGCCCGGCUGUGCCCGGCCGCCCGUCAACGGCCUGGCCAACGGGGAGAACCACUACAGCAGAGAUUAUUCAGAGGACGUGGUGAACAGGAAGAGGAGGAGCUCCGCCCUCAGAGACGAGGCCGAGACCACGUUCGUGGCUCAGAUGACGGUGUUCGAUAAGAACAGGCGGCUGCAGCUGCUGGACGGAGAAUACGAGGUGUCCAUGCAGGAGAUGGAGGACUGUCCCGUCAGCAAGAAGAGGGCCACCUGGGAGACCAUCCUGGACGGGAAGCGCCUCCCCCCCUUCGAGAGCUUCUCCCAGGGUCCCACGCUGCAGUUCACGCUGCGCUGGACCAGCGACUCCGCCGACAGAUCCACGGCUCCGGUGGCCAAACCUCUGGCGACCCGCAACUCCGAGACCAACCAGGACCCCCGAGCCAGCACGCUGAGGGCCACACACCCCCCGGCCGUCAAAGAGCCUUUAAGCUCCGACGUCCAGACGCGAAGAGAGCAGAUCUCAGCGGAACCUCGACAGAAGCUGCGGAUCUUCUACCAGUUUCAGUACAAUCAGAACACGCGGCAGCAGACGGAGGCCCGGGACGACCUGCACUGCCCCUGGUGCACGCUCAACUGCAGGAAGCUGUACAGCCUGCUCAAACACCUCAAGCUGUCGCACUCCCGCUUCAUCUUCAACUACGUGCCUCAUCCCAAAGGAGCGAAGAUCGAGGUGUCCAUCAACGAGUGCUACGACGGCUCGUACGCCGGGAACCCCCAGGACAUCCACAGCCAGCCCGGCUUCGCCUUCAGCAGGAACGGCCCCGUCAAGAGGACGGCCGUCACGCACGUGCUGGUCUGCAGGCCCAAGAGGACGAAGCCCAGCCUGUCGGAGUUCCUGGAGCUGGAGGACGGCGAGCGCGAGCAGCAGCGCACGUACAUCAGCGGACACAACCGGCUCUACUUCCACAGCGACUGCUGCCUGCCGCUGCGGCCGCAGGAGAUGGAGGAGGACAGCGAGGACGAGCGGGACCCCGACUGGCUGAGGGAGAAGACGGUGAAGCAAAUCGAGGAAUUCACUGAUGUGAACGAGGGCGAGAAGGAGAUCAUGAAGCUGUGGAACCUGCACGUCAUGAAACACGGCUUCAUUGCAGAUAACCAGAUGAACGAAGCCUGCCUGCUGUUCGCCGAGCAUCACGCCGACGUGAUCAUCGGCCGCAGCCUGGGCCGCAACUUCCUGCUGCACCUGAUCAGCAUGCACGACUUCAACCUGAUCAGCACCUCCACCAUCGACCGCGCCAUGGCCAGGCUCCGCCUCCUCCGGGGCCAGGGCGCCCGCGCCGAGGAGGGGGAGGAGGAAGAGGAGGAGGAGGAAGAGGACUGGGCCACGGCAGAGGAGUCCCAACCGGAACCCGAUCCGGAUCCGUCAGAGUUUAAAUCCAGUGACGAGACCAGCAACGGCUGCUUCGACGAGCAAGACGGAGACGAGCCGGAGAGAAUGAAGGCCCCGACAGAAACUCUUCUGAAGUGACUGACGAGAAACGGUGACGGCCAGAGGCCGCAAGAACAAACAGGACACACACACACACACACACACACUCUCACACUCGGUUACUGCAGGGAUUCUCACAAACAAGACAAACUUUUUUUGAUUGAGCAAAGUCGCUCUCUUUUCACUUUUCAGGAGUUUUCACCAGCUCGACGCGUCGGUCCCGUCAGGUUCAGAGGUGCUGCAGCAGCUGCUGCCUCUUCACACACACACACACACACACCACACACACACACACACAACUCACAGGCUUCCGGGAGUAGAUCUCAGGGCUCCAAACGGGAUAUCACUGAGGGAGUCAAUCCCUAAAGGGACCUCUUACGCUCCGCCCGGCCGGCCGGUCGCCCGUUUCUCUGCCUGAACAGAAAUCCUGUUUGUCUCUCUGUGGGAGAAACGAACGUUCAGUAUUACCGACAUGCGACCCGGGCUUGUAAUUUGACAGCAGUAUCCUGGCCGACGUGUGCUGAAGCUGCGUCUCUUCACAGGUUUUAUAAACCUGCUGCUUUUUAGUUAGCUUCAGUUUGGAUGAGAACUUUAAAGAGUCAAUCCUUCUGAACAGAACCAGGAAAAACCAAACAGGCGGAUCAGAGAUAAACUCAGUCUUGUUUCAGUGUUGAAAUGCUUCUUCCAGUAAAACCGAUCAAGUUGACCUUUGACCAUGACAAUUUUAAUCUUUUUAACUGAGCUCAACUUCUGAGCUUGUAAUUUGACACCAGCUUCGUAAUUGUGUUGUGAAUAAAUCUCAGGAGCAACUUUCAUAACUUGUUAAUCAUCUGACUUUCAAACAUGGCGUUUAGCGCAGGAGCGACCGUCGCUGUAAUUUGACACCAGCCUCGCACUUUGUGUUUGCAGCACAGAUUAUUUCAGAGCGUUGAAGGGCGUUCAUCGCAGGAGAAGCUUUAUUUCCAAACAGGGCAAUCAGAUAAAUUAGCUGGAUUAUUUGAGGUGGUAAUUUGACACCAGCCUCCUGCUGUUUGUCGGGAUCAUCAGUCUGCGGGAGACGCUCGACAGUUGGGUUAUUAAUGCAGGUAGUUUGACACCAGCCUCAUGGUUACUAUCUCAGCUUCUGUACAUAUUUUUUUUUAAAGCAGAAAAAAGAUUCCGAUGUGGCGUGUAAUUUGACACUUUUGUUUUCUAAAAAAUAAAAAUGUAAAAAAAAAAAAAAGCGUAAAAGUUCCCCUUUAGGUUCCCCUCGUAUGUACAGGGUUCUUUAUUCAGUCCCAUCGUAUUUAAAGUGAAGGAAACCUGGUGCUUUAUCUCGGGACUACUUUCAGGGGCGGAUUGAUACACAUUGGUGCUGUUUCCGUUAUGUAGAUUUUGUAUGUAUUUCUUCUUCUUUGGGCUCCGAAUCUGUUCCGAAGCUGCAGUUUGACCCCCGUCCUCGAACCGGUGACCCACGCAGUGCGCUCCACUGAACUACAGCACUCUGUGUGCUCGCACUUCCCAGUGUUGCUCCGCUGUGUGACUCCAAAGCGACCUCUACUGCCAGCACACGCCGUGACACGUGGACGAUUCGCUGUUAAGCCCCGCCUCUUUUUACACAGCAAAAAAAAAAAAAAACAACAACCAAAUGGGACGCAGCC
Salarias fasciatus (jewelled blenny) is the source of this 4292-nucleotide messenger RNA. RefSeq names its product polycomb protein suz12-B-like. The transcript is spliced from 16 exons. Bases 523 to 2691 code for a protein of 722 amino acids. Lineage: Eukaryota; Metazoa; Chordata; Actinopteri; Blenniiformes; Blenniidae. The record is from RefSeq and is a predicted model, not a curated record. Gene Ontology annotation, molecular function: chromatin DNA binding. Gene Ontology annotation, cellular component: RSC-type complex; nucleus; ESC/E(Z) complex.